This is a messenger RNA of Fusarium tjaetaba, 1647 nucleotides long. RefSeq lists its product as uncharacterized. The record is from RefSeq and is a predicted model, not a curated record. Gene Ontology annotation, molecular function: zinc ion binding; DNA-binding transcription factor activity, RNA polymerase II-specific. The coding region runs from base 1 to 1647 and encodes 548 amino acids. The transcript has 5 exons. NCBI's taxonomy places the organism in Eukaryota, Fungi, Ascomycota, Sordariomycetes, Hypocreales, Nectriaceae. Gene Ontology annotation, biological process: regulation of DNA-templated transcription.
AUGCCUCCCCGACGAGCCUGCGACACAUGCUAUAAGCGAAAGAUUCAAUGCCUGAUCAAAACGCAGGGUGAUCCGUGUGACUGGUGCGACAGCCAGGGGCUCACAUGCACCUUUGAUAGAGUGAUCCAGAAGGACCCAAACAAAAGAACUACUUCCGAUGUCGUCCAGGAACUAUCACGUCGCGUGGAAACGCUCGAGGAGGCGCUUCAAACGGCUUUGACGAAUAGCACAAACAUGUCCAUUGGAGGCCCCUCGCCAUGGUCUGAACCAACAAGUCUUCGUUUCGCUUCAUCCCCAAUCACUCGCCAACCGGUGAUAAGUCCGAUUGGUGUAUCGCCAACAAUACGUUCCAAGGCCGUUUACAAAUUAUGUCGCUGCCACAUCGGGACAAACUGGUAUUUCAAGGGAAUAGGUAUUCUCUCAGAUCGCGGCUGGCAGUGGAUCUCAGACGGAGCAGGGGAGCGCGUAUUUCUCGAGAAUUUCGACAUUUUCGGAAAUCCUGCGCCGCCGCUUGGCUCUGUUUCAUUUUCUGAAACGCCGAGGGUUCUGCCCCCUAGGGCUAUCUGCGCGCAUGUCGUUGAGUUAUUUUUCAAGUCCAAAACAGCUGUUAUCUUUCCGUUUUUGGAGAGAGGCCUCUUUGAGGGGACGUUGAGCAGGGCGUUUGAUGAGGGGGUUGGUGAUUUGGGGAGGAGGGCGCCUGCUGAGGCUUGUCUUUGGGCUAUGAUUGCUCUUGUUGUGAGGACGACUGAUGCUCAGCUGUUGGGGUUUGCUUUUGAGCCGAGGGAAUGUGGAACGCUUCUUCUGGUGAGUGAUAGAACCGUCAAGAUCGUCAACGAGGCUGACGAAAGCAGUGGGCAAGUCAAAAGACCAGAGGGCAAUGCCGCGAGGCAGCAGUCAGCUUCGCCAGCGCAUGUCGCAUGCCUCCCGCGAGAUACAAACCUCGCGAGAAUCAAGGAAAACGCAAGCAACAUUCUAUGUUCUCCACGAGCCUUCAAGUACACGGAGGGCGAACUCCUCGCCCAUGUUCGACAGCUCGACGAUGAGCUUGAAGAAUGGCGCUUAUCAAUCAGUGCAAGCUAUCGACCGCGGUUAUCCAUCUCAUCAGAUUUGGUGUUCGGACUCCCUGCAUCUUUGACCGAGAGAGAUCGGAUGAAAGAAAGGGCAUAUUUCAUAAAUCUACAGCUCGAUUACCUCUUCACCAUCAUCAACAUCCACACACUAGUUCGGAAAUGCGGCGACUUCGAGGAGAAUCUUCCAGAUGAUCUCCACAGCGUAGUCGAAUCCAGCGCUGAUCUUUCCAUCGAAGCAAGUCGUUCCAUCUUCCGAAUUUUGAACCAGAUAGUGGAACUCUGGGAAGAAGACGCGUUAUGGAUAGUAUCACACUAUGCGCCUAUGGCUGCGAUGCCACUCUUCAUGAACAUCCUGAUUCACCCGCUCGGUUCUUCAGCAGAUAACGAUUUGUAUAUCUUAUCGUCGAUAAGCAAGAUCACACGGAAAAUUCCUUCUGAUAGGCUUCCGAUGGAGGAGAUUGAGCAUAUUCAGGAGAUUAGUGAGUUUGUUAUGGAGCUUGUACGGUUAAAUCACAGUGCGGCUUGGAAGGUUAAACGGGGAGAGAGAGAGCAUGACCUUGAUAUCAUUCAUACAUAG